Triplophysa dalaica is the source of this 791-nucleotide messenger RNA. Its product is annotated as fucolectin-1-like. Lineage: Eukaryota; Metazoa; Chordata; Actinopteri; Cypriniformes; Nemacheilidae. The record is from RefSeq and is a predicted model, not a curated record. The coding region runs from base 39 to 791 and encodes 250 amino acids. The transcript has 7 exons.
UAUUUGCAAUCCCCUGGGAUCAAACCCACAACCACACAAUGCUCUUACCACUGAGCUACAGGAAAGCUUUAAAUUACUUACUUUCUCAUACAUUACUAUCUGGUCUUGUUUCUGUUCCAGGUAGUUUAGCAGAGAAUUUAGCAAUUAAAGGAACAGCAACACAAUCAUCCACAUAUGAUACCUGGACAGCUCAACGUUCCAUAGAUGGUGUCAGAAAUGGAGGAGAACCAGAGAUUGUUCCAUACUGCUCUCAUACAUCCUCUGAGAGUAACCCAUGGUGGAGACUGGAUCUUCAGGAUUAUUAUGACAUCAGUACAGUGAUCAUCAGUGCUAGACCAGACUGCUGUUUGGAUCAAACCAGUGGAGCAGAGAUUCGUAUUGGAGACUCACUGGAAAACAAUGGAAACAACAAUCCCAUAUGUGCUGUGACUGCUGAACCUCUACUUGAUGAAACCACCAGUUUCUCAUGUCAUGGGAUGAAGGGACGUUAUGUGAAUGUGGUCAGAUCUGGACGUACAACUAAUCUCGUUCUGUGUGAGGUGGAGGUCUAUGGAGUUUUACCUUACAGACAAAAAACCUUUCUGAGGCUGAAGUUUUCCUCCAGUGGUGAUGUAGCUGCUGAGAGCGACAAAAUCCUCCAUCAGCUCCAGUCUGCUCUGGGAUUGAACAUCUCUGAUUUUAAACUGUCCUGGACACAACUACCCAAGAAAGAAGAAGAACAGGAGGAGGACGGAGUGUGUCAGAUGUGUGCUGCACUGCUGCAUCUUCAGCUCCUGCUUACAGUCUUCUGA